AUGGAGACCUCUCGCCGUCCGCACCUGAAAGAUCUCGCCUAUCGUGGCGUAAUCCAGGGUGUCACAAUCUCCACGGGCAGCGGAGCUCAGAGCAGUGAACUUUGUCACUACUUCGGAGGUGUCCGAUACGCCCUGCCCCCGCUACAACGAUGGCGCCGGGCUCGUCAAUUGCCCGCCAACUACACAUAUGGUGACCGACAGCAUCCAGGUCAAUGUGAUGGCGGUGCGGGCCUAUGUCCGCAGCCUGGAUUCAUGGAACUCUCCCCUUCAAACGAGGCUGCGUGGACCGAAGAUUGCUUCCAAUGUAACGUUUGGGUUCCGACAGAAGAACCUCCGAAAGGCGGAUGGCCAGUUUUUGUUUUCAUUCACGGUGGUUGGCUACAGUUCGGCUCACCAAACGGCUUCAAUGCGGCUGCCUUACUCGGUGAAACGGACUUCAAGGCUGUUGUGGUUAUGCCCGCGUAUCGUGUGAACCUCUUCGGUUUCCUAUACUCUUCCGAACUCGCUGAGGAUGCGGCCGCCGUUGGUGAGACUGUAGGAAACCACGGAUUUUGGGACCAGAGAAUGGCAUUGGAGUGGAUCAAGGGAAAUAUCCAUCUGUUUGGUGGAAAUUCUAAUAACAUCACUAUCUCGGGAUACUCUGCUGGUGCAAACUCGGUCUUCCAUCAGCUAGCCUACGAUCUACGCCAACCCGAAUCCGAAUCCAUCGUUCGUCAAGCAUGCAUGUUCUCCAAUUCACCAGCCGUCCAACCAAAGAGCCCAGCCGAGACACAAGCUCAAUUCAACCAGCUACUCACUGCAGUUGGCAUUCCUCUCACACUAUCAGCAAAUCAGAAGAUCGCCCGUCUCCGCGCCCUGCCCCCACGCACUCUCCUCGAUGCAGGAAAAUCAAUUGACAUCCACCAAUUCCGACCAACAACCGAUUCGGGUUUCAUUCUUCCAACUCUCUUCCAAUCCCUCGAUAACGGUGACUUCGCACGGAAUAUGCUGAGACGUAAUGUACGGCUGAUGCUUGGCGAGUGCAGCGACGAAAGAUAUCUAUACGCGGUGUGGUUUCCACCAAAGGCGAACACACUAUCCGCCUUGCGUACUCGAUUGAUUGCCGAUUACCCAGAGAAGAUCGUGGAUGCCGUUCUCCCGCUUCAUUAUCCUGAUGGCAAGCUACCAGCAGAUUGUAAGGACUGGGUAUCCGAUGCCUGGGGCAAGAUCUAUGCCGAUAUGCAAGUAUACCAUAUGCAGCGGGGAUUGAUCCAUGCUCUCACAUCCAAUACCGGGAACGUCGAUGCUUCUCGACUCAUCCACCGAUAUCGCAUUGAAUACCGUGCAAAGUGCAUGGAUAAGGCUUUCCCGAUCGAGUGGGGUGUUACUCACUCCUCUGAUUACCCAUUAUGGUUCUGGGGCAACGGCGAUGUCCUGACUCCAGCUGAGAAGAAGAGUACUCAUGAAGCGUUCAUUGGCCCAUUGGGCCGUUUCAUCCAGGGACCUAGUGCCGCUGGUCCAGAAGGAUUUGGCUGGGGAACAAGUGGACGUGAAGGCGUACGAACAUUGAAGUCAGAUAGAACUGUGGUAAUUCAAAAGGACGCAUUGUGGGAGGAGGGCGUGAAUAUCUGGAACACACUUAGAGGUGUGGAUCAGGCGAAGCCAAAACUCUGA
This is a messenger RNA of Penicillium malachiteum, 1653 nucleotides long. RefSeq names its product putative carboxylesterase. Bases 1 to 1653 code for a protein of 550 amino acids. The transcript is spliced from 3 exons. NCBI's taxonomy places the organism in Eukaryota, Fungi, Ascomycota, Eurotiomycetes, Eurotiales, Aspergillaceae. The record is from RefSeq and is a predicted model, not a curated record.